Molecule: messenger RNA, 1114 nt
Organism: Gordionus sp. m RMFG-2023
Lineage: Eukaryota; Metazoa; Nematomorpha; Gordioida; Chordodea; Parachordodidae
Product: WD repeat-containing protein 25-like
Exons: 5
Coding region: 224-1039 (271 amino acids)
Molecular function (GO): protein binding
Source: RefSeq, a predicted model, not a curated record
UAAUAAUGAUAACAAUAUUUUUGAACAAAAUUAUUUAAAAUUACCUUAUAAAGACUAUGAUUUAAAUUCAAACUUUAAACCAAUUCUAAAUUAUAGGUAUGCUUCAAAAAUAUCAACAAUUAAAUGGAACAAAUCAUAUAUUCAUCUCUUUUUAGUUUCAUCCCUUGAUGGAACAUUUGAUGUUUGGAAUCUGCAUAAAUUAUCUUCUGUUCAAAGAUUUAUAAUGAAAAAGGGAAUAGCAAAAGCUAUUUGGUCUUAUGAUAACAGAAAUGUAAUAUCAAUCAAUUAUGAAAAGCGCCUAGAUAUAUUUGACAUUGAAAAAGGUGUGAAUAAAUUAAACUAUGAACAUGAUAAAUAUCUAACCUCUUUAAUCAAUCAUCCAACAGACUCAAAUAUCAUAAUAACUGGUUCAAAAAAUGAAAUAUUAGCUUGGGAUCUUAGGAAAAAGCUUGAUAAUCCUAUCAAAUAUUAUCGUUUUUUAUUUGGACAAUCAUUGGAUACCAUUUUUCUACCUAAUAAUGAGAUAUUUAUCAAUUCUGGAGAUCUAAUAUCACAAAGUGCCGAUGAACCUAAUCUAUUAGCUUGGGAUUUUAAAUCUGCAGCUAUUGUAUCUAAUCAAAUUUACAAGGAAAAAUAUUCUUGUCCUAAACUAUUAACGGAAAAUACUGGUCACCCGGCAAAAUUUUACGCUCAAACAAACGGCAAUUAUAUCGCAAUUUUUUCUGUCCGCCCUCCUUACAAGAUGAAUAAGCGGAAACGUUUUCAAGGUGGUCACACUGUAGACGGGUUCUCUGUAGAUAUGGAUCAGACUCCAAAUAGCAAAUAUCUGAUAAGUGGUAGUAGUGAUGGUAAGAUAUACAUUUACAACUCAAAUACCACUUCUCUCUUUUCAUCUCUUGAUCUCAAUUCUCGUGAUGGUUCCUGGAAUUCCAAAAAUCCUGACAGUAAGGCAAUAACAGCUCUGAGUAUUCACCCCAAUUAUUCUUCUUUGGUAGGGGUUGGUGACUUUGGCGGGAAUCUCAGACUCAUUACAAUAUGAUUAAUAUAUAUAAAAAAAUUAUUGUGUAAAUGUGAUAGAAUAUUUGUUAUGUAAUAUCUGUUAAUAAAUAAGAUG